This is a messenger RNA of Oryza sativa Japonica Group (Japanese rice), 1561 nucleotides long. RefSeq names its product E3 ubiquitin-protein ligase CIP8. Gene Ontology annotation, cellular component: cytoplasm. Gene Ontology annotation, molecular function: ubiquitin protein ligase activity. Lineage: Eukaryota; Viridiplantae; Streptophyta; Magnoliopsida; Poales; Poaceae. The record is from RefSeq and is a predicted model, not a curated record. Gene Ontology annotation, biological process: protein ubiquitination.
GCCCACCAACCAGCUGGUCGAUUUGACAACUGACACGCACAUCUCGUCUCCUUCCUCUCACGGCGCGGGGCGUCCGGUACACCAACCCAAACCCAAUCCAAUGGUAAAGCGCCCGAAAAGCAAGGGAAAAAGAAGAGAAAAAAAAAAAUAGAGAGAGGUGUAGCGACUCGCCAAGCGGAGAAAGAAAAGGAGAGGAGAGGAACAGCGCAAACGUCCCCCCCGUCCCCCCAACCUCGGUCGUUGCCCAAUGGCGAAUGAUUCCUCCUCCUUCCCUCGCAGCCUCCUUAUCCCGCUCGCCGCCGGCGGCUGCUCCGACGAUGACGACGGCUACGACGAGGGCCCGUCGGACACCGUCUCCUUCCCCUCCUUCUGGCCGCCGUUCCCGGCCAUCUUGUCUGAUUCCGACUCCGACGUCGCCUUGUUCCCUCCUCCUCCUCCCCACGUGGACCACUGCCCUGCGCCGCAGGGCGCCGCGUCGGCGUUCUUCGGGCUCGGUUUCCGUGAGGAGGAUGACCACGAUGGCGGCGAGUGGGCGCCGCCGGGCGAGGUGGAGUUGCCUCUCUGUUGGGAUUGCCUGCAGCUGGAGGAGCCCGACCACCAGAGGUGGGACAUCGGCGUGAACGGCGGCGGCGGCGACGAGUGGGAGCAGGUCGGCAUCAGGGUGGAGGAGGAGGAGGAGGAGGCCGCGGCGGCGGUGAGGAGCCUGGAGUGGGAGGUGCUCCUGGCCACGAACAGCCUCGGGAGCCUCGUGGUUGACGGCGCCGACUACGACGGUGGAAUCGACACGUUCUUCCUCGACGACGCCGACGACGUGCUGUUCGGGCAGCUCGCCGCGGAGCACGAGCCCCCCGCCGCCAAGGGCGCGCGCGCGGCGGCGAAGGCCGCCGUGGAGAGCCUCCCGACCGUGGUCGUCGACGCGGCCCGCGGCGACACGCAGUGCGCGGUGUGCAAGGACGGCAUGGAGGCCGGCGAGCGGGCCAGGAGGCUGCCCUGCGCGCACCUCUACCACGACGGCUGCAUCCUGCCGUGGCUCGCCAUCCGCAACACGUGCCCGCUGUGCCGCCAUGAGCUGCCCACCGAUGACCCCGAGUACGAGAACUGGAAGGCGAGGCGAGCAGCCGCCGGCGGCAAUGGCGAUGGCGACAGGUACGGCAUCAUUAGGCAACUUUCAAUGAUUGAUUGAAUAUUAAUAAUUAAAAGAGGAAGAGAGAUUAAUUUGAUAUUCAGGAGUUAGGCGGCCCAAAAAAGGAUCUUUUUGAUCGAGAGGGGAAGGGAGGGGAUCGAAUCAAUGUGAAUUUGUGGCAUUUUUUUUUGGUACAGAGUGAUGAUAAUACAGUGCAUUUUCAAGUCGAUUAUGGUAGAGUGAUGAAAAUACAGUGCAUUUUUAAUUCGGUUAUGGUGUAUCUCGAAGAGAAUUGAAGCACUGACAAAGGCUUGACGAGAUUGUUGUUUCUUGUUUAUUUAUAACGGAACAAAAGGAUUAGAUAUUCGUUCGGGAAAAAACGAUUAGAUAAAACUCUGUUAUAAAAAAGGGAAUACUCCAAUAUUCAGUACGGCAUAA